AUGAGGAACCCGCCGGGCAGGCACCUCCUCCGCCUCAGCAGCCACGCCGUGCGCUCUUCCUCCUCCUCGUCGGCGCUCGGCCCCGGCGCCGGCGCCUCCACCUCCGCCGCAUCCCCACGCCCGCGCGCCGCCGCGGGCGGGUGGCCCCUGCGCGCCAGCUCCCCGCCCCCGCCUUCCGCGGUCGCCGCCGCCGCGUACUGGGAGUCCCGCGCGCUCCGCCGCGACGGGGAGGAGGGGGACUGGCAGGAGGUCGUCGCCGGGGCCGGGGCCCCCGGUACCGGGGAGAUGGAGGAAGAAGACGAGUACAGGGUGGUGUUCUGGUCCCCGCCCACCAUAGACGAGGUCACCGGCGCAGUCACCAGCAUCCAGGAGGUAUUUGAGAAUCCUGUUGGACUGGAUUCAGAUACAACUGACAGACAAACAGCACUGCUGUCUGCAUCAGGAUAUUCAUCUGGCAAUUCGUCAGGAUCAGAUGACUGGAUUGAACCUGCUGCCUAUGUUCUUAAUUCAACUGCUCUUCUUUCAAGGGAACAUAGGAAUGUUUUGGAUGCUUUCCGUCUGUUGCAAAAGGAUCCCACUGUUCAGAAAAUGGUUAUGUCUUUGUCAUGCGAUAGGGCUGUUUGGAAUGCUGUCAUGAAUAAUGAGGCAGUUCAAGAUUUCAGGAGAUCUUUACAUGAUGGAAAAGAAAAUGACAAAAAGGGAGACACUGGUGGUCCAGCUGAAGUGCUUAAGUGGAUCCUGGAAAGUGCCCAGACAAAAAUAGUUGAAUUCCUUGAGAAUGUUAUGAAGAUAAUCAACAUGCUGAUCCACCCUCAAGAGGAUGAAGAUAAGCCAGAUGCAUACAGCGAUGCAGUUAAGGUUUCGUUCAUGCUCACGGUAUUAAAUCUUCUUCAUCGUGGUGGCCAUUGCUCGUAUCAAUUAUGA
Molecule: messenger RNA, 924 nt
Organism: Miscanthus lutarioriparius
Lineage: Eukaryota; Viridiplantae; Streptophyta; Magnoliopsida; Poales; Poaceae
Source: the annotation of a GenBank genome assembly